Molecule: messenger RNA, 876 nt
Organism: Rotaria sordida
Lineage: Eukaryota; Metazoa; Rotifera; Eurotatoria; Philodinida; Philodinidae
Source: the annotation of a GenBank genome assembly
AUGAUUAACACAUACACACGUUGUGAAGGAGCUUUUAUUGGACAUGCUAUUGCAUCUAAAUAUGAUCCAUCGAUAUUAAUGGCAUUAAAUAUUAGUCAAAGUCUUGUUGAAUGUCAAAAAUUCGAUGGAUCAGACAUUUUAUCAAGAUAUCUUUAUUUAUAUCAUACAAAAAAAUGUGAAAUUGGUGAAAUAACGAAAUAUAUUUAUCAAGAAACAUUAAAACGUAAUGAUACACAAUCUUUGAUUAGUCGGGAAAAUUUUCGUUUUGAUCAAUCAAUUAUUGAUGAAAUUGUUAAAUUAGCUGAUCAGAAAUUUGAGGGUCGUACAGCUGGUUGUGGUCCAGCACAACGUUCAUAUCCACUUGCUUUUUGUCAGUAUAUAAAAGAUGAUGAUUUAUUUGAUUGCACUUUGCUUGAAGCAAAAUUAACUCAUAACAAUCCAAUUGCAGGUCAAGUAGCUGGUAUUGUCAAUCUUAUUUGUCGUUCUCUUAUUAACAAUAAUGAUUGGAAUGAUGCAGUCAAUUCAGCAUUAGCAACACCUCGUCUUCAUAAAGAUAUAAUGGAAAUGGCAUUCCAUCGUAAUCGUAGGUUUUAUCAUGAUUUAGGAACGCCUGCAGCUUAUGCACCAACAGCACUCAAUUCUGCAUUGUAUUGUGUUUCUGUAUCGGACAAUGCAGCUCAAGCAAUUGCAAAUGCUUGUGAUAAAGACAAAUCUUAUUGUGCACCAAUUGUUGGAAUAUUAGCUGGUGCACGUUGGGGAAUUCCAUUAGAAACAUAUAAAGAUAAUAUUAAUGAUUUACAAUUAGCACCUCUUCGUGAUAUAGCUGGUAGAUUAAGUGCUAUUUGGAAAUCAAAAAAUGAUGGACCACAUUAUUAA